AAAUAUUGAUAUAUUUCGUCUGUUAAGCUUAAACAUUGCCACAUAUCGCUCGAAAGAUGGCACAAUUAUACAGACAGCUACUAUCGGAAAAAAUUUCUCGCUUGAAUGGAGUGAACGUACAAAUACCUAUGGCAGCGCUUAAUUUUGCUUUUCAGAAAGCGAAUCAAACUUCUGAGUUGUUUAUACCAAUUCACCAUUUAGAACGCAUGGAAUGUCCAUAUAACAACGAAGUAUAUAACAGUCUUCGAGAGAGCACCGACCAAUUGAGCAAUGUAUCGGUUGAAUCGAAAUCAGGAAAAAAGUGGGCAAAGCUAACAUUGAACAAAAUUAGCCUCAUACAAACGGUUCUGGGUAACGUAGCGCAAAAAGAGCCCAUCACUUGUAGCAAUGCUGUAAAGAUGGUUGUGGAAUUUAGCUCUCCUAAUAUUGCAAAACCAUUCCAUGCUGGUCAUUUACGUUCAACUAUUAUCGGUAACUUUUUAUCCAAUUUGAACGAUUUUUUAGGCAAUAAAGUACUGCGUCUCAAUUAUCUCGGUGACUGGGGCACGCAAUUUGGUUACUUGGCUUUAGGAGUUCGUUUGAAAGGGUUAUCACCGGAAGAUAUCAACAAAAAUCCUAUCAAAUGUUUGUAUGACGCGUAUGUUCAUGCAUACCAAGCAGCACGUGACGACCCGAGCUUACACACCGUUGCUUUGGACAUUUUUUCUCGCAUGGAGCACGACACUCCCGAUAACGAUCUGCAACAGUGGCAAAUCUAUCGCGCGCACACUAUUCAAGAACUUGAGGAUCUUUACUGUAGACUGGGAGUACACUUCAGUAGUUACGAGUGGGAAUCGCAGUACGGAGUCAAUAAGAUAGCACAGCUCAUUGAAACAUUGGAACGUCACGGUAUUCUACAUAAUCAAACCGACGGUCGAAAAGUUGUGCAGCUUAAGGCACGAACUAUUCCGAUUGUGAAAAGUGAUGGUACUGGAAUGUAUCUACUACGGGAUAUUGCUGCGUUGAUGGAUCGGCAAGAAAGGUAUCACUUUGAAAAAUGCUUUUAUGUGGUGGAAAACGGUCAGACCGAUCAUUUUGCAUCACUCAAAGAGAUAGCACACAUGCUUGGCCUACCAUAUGCCACUGGAAUUGAGCAUAUUAAAUUUGGACGCAUCCAUGGAAUGAGCACAAGACGCGGUAAAGUGAUAUUUUUGAAAGACAUUUUACACGAAGCACAACAACUGGUGCUAGAAAAACAACGUGAAUCACCAUACACUAAAACCAAUACCAUUGACAAUCCCGAAGUUUGCGAUAUCCUUGGAACUAGUGCCGUUAUAAUUAAUGAUUUAAAACAACGACGCAUGAAAGACUACAAUUUCGAUUGGUCAAAAGUUCUUCGAAUGGAGGGAGACUCUGGUAUUAAGCUGCAAUACACCCACUGCCGGUUGGCUAGUCUGCUAGACAACGCACAUACCACGGCAGAUGAAAUUCUGCAAUCAGUCACGUGUGAUGGUGCAUCGUUAUUGGAGCCGGAAGCUGUUGAAUUGGUAUGCAUGCUGGCUAAUUUCCAACCAGUUUGCCAUCAAGCUCACGAAACAGCCGAAGCUUGUAUAUUGGUUGCCUAUUUAUUUCGUUUAUGUAAAGCGAUCAAUCUUGGGCUUAAAGCAUUACCAGUAAAACAUGAAACCGAUAGGAAACGACGCUUGCAACGGUUACUUCUGUUCAGUAGAGCAAAAUCUGUGCUACAUAGUGGAAUGAAGCUUCUAGGUUUGAGGCCGCUCGAAAAAAUGUGAUAAACUUGGCAAUAUUAUAAUUUAAAUCCGUUUUGUUUGUUUUCAUUAAUUUAUUGACGAUUUAUUAUAAAUAAAAAGCAAACGCAAAAGAUUUGUUAACAGCAACAAAGUGUACG
Molecule: messenger RNA, 1888 nt
Organism: Anopheles nili
Lineage: Eukaryota; Metazoa; Arthropoda; Insecta; Diptera; Culicidae
Gene: ArgRS-m
Exons: 3
Coding region: 57-1772 (571 amino acids)
Biological process (GO): mitochondrial translation; arginyl-tRNA aminoacylation
Cellular component (GO): mitochondrion
Molecular function (GO): arginine-tRNA ligase activity; ATP binding
Source: RefSeq, a predicted model, not a curated record